Rhinopithecus roxellana (golden snub-nosed monkey) is the source of this 1725-nucleotide messenger RNA. RefSeq names its product A-kinase anchor protein 4-like. Gene Ontology annotation, biological process: intracellular protein localization. The record is from RefSeq and is a predicted model, not a curated record. Lineage: Eukaryota; Metazoa; Chordata; Mammalia; Primates; Cercopithecidae. Gene Ontology annotation, molecular function: protein kinase A binding. Gene Ontology annotation, cellular component: sperm fibrous sheath; cytoplasm; sperm principal piece.
GCAAAUCAGGUGGCAUCUGACAUGACGGUCUCUGUCAUGAAGACCUUGAAAGUGCACAGCUCUGGGAAGCCAGUUCCAGCGUGUGUGGUCCUGAAGAGGGUGUUGCUAAGGCACACCAAGGAGAUUGUGUCCGAUUUGAUUGAUUCCUGCAUGAAGAACCUGCAUAAUAUUACUGGGGUCCUGAUGACUGACUCAGACUUUGUCUCAGCUGUCAAGAGAAAUCUGUUCAACCAAUGGAAACAAAAUGCUGCAGACAUCAUGGAGGCCAUGCUGAAGCGCUUGGUCAGUGCACUUAUUGGUGAGGAGAAGGAGACUAAGUCUCAGAGUCUGUCAUAUGCAUCUUUAAAAGCUGGGUCCCAUGAUCCCAAAUGCAGGAACCAGAGUCUUGAAUUCUCCACCAUGAAAGCCGAAAUGAAAGGGAGGGACAAAGGCAAAAUGAAAUCAGAUCCAUGCAAGUCGCUGACUAGUGCUGAGAAAGUCGGUGAACACAUUCUCAAGGAGGGCCUGACCAUCUGGAACCGAAAGCAAGGAAACCCAUGCAAGGUGGCUACCAAAGCAUGCAGCAAUCAAGAUGAGAAAGAAGAAAAGAUCAGUGCUUCCACAGAUUCACUGGCCAAGGACCUGAUUGUCUCUGCCCUUAAGCUGAUCCAGUACCAUCUGACCCAGCAGACUAAGGGCAAAGAUACAUGUGAAGAAGACUGUCCUGGUUCCACCAUGGGCUAUAUGGCUCAGAGUACUCAAUAUGAAAAGUGGGGAGGUGGCCAAGGUGCCAAAGCACUUCCAGUGAAACACCUAGAAUCUCACAGAGCCCCUGGACCAUCCACCUGUCAAAAGGAGAACCAACCCCUGGACUCCCAGAAAAUGGAUACCAUCAUUCUAAAGCUGAUUGAGAAACUGCUUAAUGAGAACCCCUUCAAAGGUGAGGAUCCACGCGAAGGUGAGAACAAGCAUUCUGAGCCCAGGGCAAGCAAAGCAACUUACAUGUCCAAGAGAUCUGACAAAGGGGAAGAACAAUGCCAGGACCAUCAAGAACUUGACUUUAUCAGUGGGAUGAAGCAAGUGAACUGGCAAUUUAUACAUAAACUGGUAGAAUCUGUCAUGAAGCUCUACCUUAUCAUAGCGAAGUAUAGCAACGAUGGGGCAGCCCUUGCUGAGUUGGAAGAACAAGCAGCCUCGGCAGAUAAGCCCAAUUUCAGGGGCACCAGGUGCAUUCACAGCGGUGCAAUGCCACAGAACUAUCAAGACUCUACAAUUGUCAAUCAUCAGUGCUCCACAAAUAGCUUGCAGAAGCAGCUCCAGGCUGUCCUGCAGUGGAUUGCAGCCUCCCAGUUUAACGUGCCCAUGCUCUACUUCAUGGGAGAUAAGGAUGGACAACUGGAAAAGCUUCCUCAGGUUUCAGCUAAAGCAGCAGAGAAGGGGUACAGUAUAGGAGGUCUUCUUCAAGAGGUCAUGAAGUUUGCCAAGGAACGGCAACUGGAUGAAGCCGUGGGAAAGGUGGCCAGGAAACAGUUGCUGGACUGGCUGCUCGCUAACCUGUGAGCUGACAAUUUCUUUGACUCGUCUUCAUCUUAGCCCCCCUAGCAGCAUUCCAUCCCAGCCAGAGCACCACCACCAUCAGGCCAGUCAACUGCACAAUACACAACUGUGUUUCCCAAUACACUUGAGCAGUUGCCUGUGAAUGUAAGAGGUGUCAACAAACUGGGAAAGAAAAUGAAUUUAAAAAAA